UGACGGUUUCUGAUUGGGCCGCGCUGGCGUGGGGGGAACCAAUGGGAAGCGGGCUUUGGGGGUUGCCAGGGAGAGAGGCAGGCUGGCGGCUGACUUCCUCUUCCGGCGGCUGAGGCACGAGGAUCCGGUGUUUCAACAGCGGGAAAAUGCGGCCUUUGACUGAAGAGGAGACUCGCGUCAUGUUUGAGAAGAUAGCGAAAUACAUCGGGGAGAACCUUCAGCUGCUGGUCGAUAGGCCCGACGGCACCUACUGCUUCAGGCUGCACAACGACCGCGUGUACUACGUGAGUGAAAAGAUCUUGAAGUUGGCCGCCAACAUCUCCGGUGACAAGCUGGUGUCGCUGGGGACCUGCUUCGGGAAAUUCACGAAGACCCACAAAUUCCGGCUGCACAUCACAGCUCUGGAUUACCUGGCCCCCUAUGCCAAGUACAAAGUGUGGAUAAAGCCUGGAGCAGAGCAGUCCUUCCUGUAUGGGAAUCACGUGUUGAAAUCUGGGCUGGGUCGAAUCACUGAAAACACGUCUCAGUACCAGGGAGUGGUGGUGUACUCCAUGGCAGACAUCCCUUUGGGUUUUGGGGUGGCAGCAAAGUCUACACAAGACUGCAGGAGAGUAGACCCCAUGGCGAUUGUGGUAUUUCAUCAAGCAGACAUUGGGGAAUAUGUACGACAUGAAGAGACGUUGACUUAAAACGAAAUCAUCGCGAGGACUUGUGGCUGUGUGGAAGGGCCUAGCUUUGUUUCCCGUGUCUGUGUAGGCUCCACCAUCUUGUUGAAUUUGGCCAACACUGUGAUCUCUCCAGGGACUACUUAGCUCGAUAUGGACAAAUGCAGGCUGGAUUCUUACUGAGCAGGAAUGGGUCAAAAAUGGCCAUUUCGGGUGUUUGUGUUUGUUACUAAAUAGAGUAUCGUGUUUUUUAUAUUUCAAUCAGGACUUCUUAUUUUCAGUAAAAGAUUCUAAAUCAUUGGAAUUGAGGACAAGAAUAGCUUAUUGUUAUCUGUGAUAACACUUUUCCAACCUCAUGGUAAGAAUACAACAGGUUUUCUUAUUAAUACUAGGAAGGUAGAUAUUGCUGUAUAAGAAUAGUUGGCUGUGUCUGGGAUUUUACAAAUGAAAUUUGGAUAAAAUACUAAGAGCAAUUUAUUCUUCUAGUUUUCCUUAUGAUGAGUGCUGUGUGGUGUGGGAGAAAACUUGGAUCAUAAACCUAGUUCUAAUAUCUACCAGCUCUGAUGUUUUAGAUGAGUCAUUGAAACUUUAGUGAGCUUCAUUUUCUUCUGUUUCAAAAAACAGCUUUAACCAUCUACCUAAGAAUGGUUUUCAGAAUUUGCCUAGCAAAUGAGAGGUGCUGACUAAGUGGUAAGAAUUGUUUUUAUGUUGCAUAUAUACUGAGUGUUUCUGCUACUAAGCAUAGGAUCUAAUGAGUAUAAUUUGAUUAUAUUAUUUUGGUUUUUCCAAGCUGUUUUCUGCAUCUUUUUCCUGGAUGGUGAUUUCAGAUUGAAUGUUAUUUUCAUCACCUUGGUUUCCUAAAACAUUUCCCUUAUGAACCUUUACUUAACUUACCGGACUGGACAAAAAGCACUAAUCAGAGACCCUGAAAUAAUUUACUGCCUUCAUUCUUCCAUGUGCUUCCUGAAGUCAUUUUUAGAAUUAAAAUAUUUUUAAAAUGAAA
Molecule: messenger RNA, 1668 nt
Organism: Pipistrellus kuhlii (Kuhl's pipistrelle)
Lineage: Eukaryota; Metazoa; Chordata; Mammalia; Chiroptera; Vespertilionidae
Gene: NIP7
Product: nucleolar pre-rRNA processing protein NIP7
Exons: 5
Coding region: 147-689 (180 amino acids)
Biological process (GO): ribosomal large subunit biogenesis; ribosome assembly
Cellular component (GO): preribosome, large subunit precursor; nucleus; nucleolus
Molecular function (GO): RNA binding
Source: RefSeq, a predicted model, not a curated record